This is a messenger RNA of Medioppia subpectinata, 421 nucleotides long. The record is from the annotation of a GenBank genome assembly. NCBI's taxonomy places the organism in Eukaryota, Metazoa, Arthropoda, Arachnida, Sarcoptiformes, Oppiidae.
AUGGUUCGCUUAACCAUUGAUUCUGUUUCUAUUUUUUGCGAUCACAACCACUACUACUGGUCUCCUCUUCUACCUCCUUAUCCACCGGAGCUCAUGUGUGUCUCAUAUCCUGACCACCCUUCGAUCAUUGGUAUAUUUGUGCUGACCAUGGUCUUUUGGCUGGUUAUUGAGAUUGUUCAUUUAAGGGACCGCAAAAUAUUACAUAUUGAGCUCCAGAAGAAUAAAAUGGAUGGCGUUAUAGAUGUGCAACGAUUGGCUGAUAUAAAUAAUAAAAAUCUUGGUAGUAGUAAUCAGUCGGCUAGUAAACCAUUAUUAAUUAGUAAUAAAUUAAAUAAUAAUGACCAUGAUAUCAAGCUGGAAAUAAUCAGUGAGGCUAGUGAUUCCGAAGCAGAGACCAAGGGUUAAUGAAAACACAACUUGG